GGCAGUAUUGAAUGGUUGGGUUGGAUUGAAUUUACACUUCAACCAUAGUUUAAAGCUCAGGUCCUGCAGGAGGACAUAAAGUAGUAUGAAUAUGUAUGUACUGCUGGUUGUCUACUUUCAACCCUUUCCUUUCACUGCUAUUAAGACAGGUUGGCCAAGUGCAGAAGACGUCUGCUCCAAUUUUCAAAUUAACACUGGAUUUUGACAUCAAUUACGUGACGAAUACCAAACUAGUGAUACUUCGUUCAGAAUAUAACGAAAUUUCAUUGUCAAUCACAGUCGAGUGAUUGGAAUGUUUGUAUGGGUAGCAACCAGGUAGUAGCCGGUCCUUUUACGUGCCGCUGCCCAGUGCCGUGCCCGUAGUACGCGCAGCUGAUCGCUUGUGCUGCUUGGAAAGUGUAGGCAGUGAUGUUUGUGAAUGAAUGAAUGAGAUUGUGAGAUGUCAUCUUUCGCGUGUACGGUUUAAAUCUGUCCUGCCUUUAUUUUAAAAGCAGCAUCAGUUAUGCCAGCCGUCAAUUAAAUUUUCACAUUUGAAAAAUUUUGGGUUGUUGCAAAGUUCUUCACAUAACCUUCCUUAACCAGGAAAUGAUCUCUGAGUUCAACUGUAAACAUGGAAAACCUAGCCACCAUGUUCUUGAGUACGCUCACUCCAAAGUUUUACGUGGCUCUAACUGGAACAUCGUCGCUUAUUUCAGGGAUGAUUUUGAUUUUUGAGUGGUGGUAUUUUAGGAAGUAUGGAGCAUCAUUUAUUGAACAAGUAUCAUUAAAUCAUAUAAGUCCAUGGAUAAGUGGUUCAGACAAUGGGAGCGAGAGUAAUGGUAACAACAGUAACAGUAGCAACAGCAGCAAUAGUAUUGCUAGUGGAACAAGUAAUGGCACUACCAGUAAUAGUAGUAAUGGUAGUGGCUCGAGUAGUAGCUCUAAUGGGAACCAACAAUCAGUGCCAGAGUGCAAAGUGUGGAGGAAUCCUUUAAAUUUAUUUAGAGGGUCUGAAUAUCAAAGAUUCUAUUGGGCUGCCAACAAGGAACCUCUUACAUAUUAUGAUAUGAAUCUUUCAGCCCAAGAUCAUCAAACAUUUUUUACCUGUGAAGGAGAUGUUGGUAAAAAAGAGUAUGAAUUGAUGCAGACAGCUUGGCGGGAGCGUAACCCAUCUGCCCGCAUUAAAGCAGCUCAUGAAGCUCUUGAAUUAAAUCCUGAAUGUACACCAGCUCUCAUUCUACUUGCUGAUGAAGAGGCAACUACAAUUCUUGAAGCAGAGAAAAUUUUACGCUCAGCACUUAAAACAGCAGAAAGUAAUUACCGUAAAAGCCAACAGAAUCAACACCAAGGUCCAGCCAUGGAAUGCAUCCACAGACGAGACACCAAUGUCCUAAUUUAUGUUAAAAGAAGAUUGGCCAUGUGUGCCCGAAAGCUUGGUCGGAAUAAGGAAGCUGUCAAAAUGUUCCGAGAUCUCACCAAAGAGGUGCCUCCUAUCAUGCACGUGUUAAACGUUCAUGAAAACUUAAUUGAAGCCCUCCUAGAAAUGCAGGCAUAUGCUGAUGUCCAAGCAGUCCUAGCAAAAUAUGAUGACAUAAGUCUACCAAAAUCAGCUACUAUUUGUUACACAGCAGCGCUCUUGAAAGCAAGAUUAGUUGCUGAUAAAUUUUCUCCUGAUGUUGCCAGCAAGAGAGGCCUAACAGCUGCUGAAAUGACGGCUGUUGAAGCUAUCCACAGAGCUGUAGAAUUUAAUCCUCAUGUACCAAAGUACUUACUUGAAAUGAAACCUCUGAUACUGCCUCCUGAACACAUUCUGAAAAGGGGUGACUCUGAGGCAUUGUCUUAUGCAUUCUUCCAUAUUGGACACUGGAAAGCAGUGGAUGGAGCUCUCAACCUACUACACUGCACUUGGGAAGGAACUUUCCGUAUGCUACCAUAUCCCCUUGAAAGAGGGCAUCUCUUUUACCCUUAUCCUACAUGUACAGAAUGUGCAGACCGGGAGCUGCUUCCAGCUUUUCAUGAUGUGAGUGUGUAUCCCAAGAAAGAGUUGCCUUUUUUUAUUCUCUUCACUGCUGGCCUCUGCUCAUUCACUGCAGUUCUUGCUCUUUUAACCCAUCAGUACCCAGACAAUAUGGGUACCAUCGCUAGAACGGUUCUAAGCUGGCUGAUGUUACCAUUCAGCUUCAUCAUGGAACGCCUCGAGGGCACAUUACCCAGUAACCUGUUACAGUCUCUCUCUCGGGUAUAAUACAUUUUCUAAGUAGAAUUUGUAUCUUUCUGUCUGAGUCAUGGUUCUGAAAGCAACUAAAGUGGUAUUCUGAUUGAAGGAAAAUAUUUAGAUUGUAAACGUUUUCUUUGCUGUGAAUUGAUUUUUGUAAUGCUUUAUUAAGAAAGCUCUGUACUUUCCUUCUUUUUGAGGGUUGCAGUUGUUAAUGAAAUUUAUGUGACUUGCCAAUUCUUGUGCAUUAUUGUCAGAUGUCCUUUUAAAAGCUUCUUUGGUAUUUUGGAAUGAAGAGUUUCCCAAUUUCCCCAUCUAUUUUGCUAUUGUACUUGGUUAUCUGCAAGAACAUGACUAACAAUGUACAGAAAUGUAUUUUUUGAAGCUAAUAUUCUGUUUAUUGAUAAUAGUUUGUGGGGCUCAGGCAACGGUAGAGUAACUUUUUGUGGCAAAUCACAAGAGCAAUUUUUAGACACUUUGAGUUAUUUUGUUGUGAGUGCUGUCAGAAAAUUCAAAACUGCCAGUAUGCAAAGUUUAAUUUUAGUUAAACUUAAAUGAGAAUGCUUUCAAUUUCUAUUUAUGACUUUAGUCUCCCUUGAAAGGAAGGCUCUCUCAAAUAACAUUUCUUUUCAGUAAUAGUCUAUUACUGUACUUUGAAUCUCUUCCUUUGACAACACUGAUAUGAGGAAUCCAUAAAAAUGUCAAUUACUUUGACAAUUUACUGACUUGUUGUUUACACAACAACAGAAAAGUUGGGUGUGCACAAUUUCUGUGAUAAUAAAGUAAGUUAUUUCUCCUGUACACAA
Messenger RNA from Frankliniella occidentalis (western flower thrips), 3000 nucleotides. RefSeq names its product protein ST7 homolog. The record is from RefSeq and is a predicted model, not a curated record. The transcript is spliced from 11 exons. The coding region runs from base 611 to 2224 and encodes 537 amino acids. NCBI's taxonomy places the organism in Eukaryota, Metazoa, Arthropoda, Insecta, Thysanoptera, Thripidae. Gene Ontology annotation, molecular function: protein binding.